Molecule: messenger RNA, 1611 nt
Organism: Helicoverpa armigera (cotton bollworm)
Lineage: Eukaryota; Metazoa; Arthropoda; Insecta; Lepidoptera; Noctuidae
Gene: Osi10a
Exons: 4
Coding region: 306-1409 (367 amino acids)
Cellular component (GO): membrane
Source: RefSeq, a predicted model, not a curated record
AUUUCUAUGACUAAGUAUCACUUGCAGACUAUAAUAUGUGAAUGAGAUGCUGUAGCAAUCAGACUCAGACUUAAUAUUUUCUGUGAUCCCCACCAAAUCCAAUUGUUCGAUCCACAUUACCAUAACAUACGUAAUUUCACCGAGCACAACCAAAAAUUACGCAUAUUAUGCAAUUGCCGUAACAGAAUUAGAGAUUGUUCUCAAAGAUAGUUCGCAAAUUAUCCUACCGGCGAAUUUUCACCUAUUGUCUGUGUGAGAAGUUGGCGUAACAACCAAAACAAUGGCAAAGUUCACCGGAACAGAACAUGGAAAGUCUAUAUAACCAACUGGGACCUGAUAUUGUUUUUAAACUUACAAUUGAAGCAACCAGGAUAGUUGUGCCAGUAAAAACUAUAGCAUGUCCAAAUAAAGUAUUCAAAUUCAAAAUGGGUGUAAUGAAAAAUUUUAUAAGUGUGAUUUUGCUAAUACUUGUGGUUGAAGUGAUUCCUAUAGAAAUUGAACUGCAAGAAGGUGAAGAGAUUAAAGGCAAUCGUGUUGAUGAUAGUCAGUUGAAUGAAUGUAUAAGUGUCAGAAGAAAUACAGAAGUUGGAGUGUGUUUUGGUAAAGAGUUGUUGAACAAAUUGAAUAAGUAUGAAGAAGCUGAUGCCUUUAGUUUGGCUACAGGAGUGUCUUUUGUGAGAGAUGAGAAGACUCCUAGGGAUAUCGGUGCUUUUCUUGAUAAGGAUCCUAUGGAUUUCCGUUCAAUACUUGAAGAUGCAGGCAACUUGAUUUCUAAAAGAUCUCUCCAUUGGGAUCUCAGUGCAGUCUACCCUGGUCUGGUCAUGCGGAUUGGACCAACAUUGGCUAAUGGAGUACUGGAAUUUGUAAUGGAUCCUAGAAUUAAAGACAGGUCCUCUUAUCAUCAGUCUUCAGAAGUGUCUACAGGUCGUCUCUUAGCAAGAAACCUUUUGGUACCAUUCCUGCUGGGUUUCAAAUUCCAACUUUCAACUUUGCUGCCUUUACUAUUAGGCCUAUUAUUGAUUGCCAGUAAGAAGGCUUUCCUGCUAGCAAAGUUAGCUCUACUGGCUGUUACAGUAUUUAGCAGUGGAUUUGGAAGUCAAGGAGGUUCAUAUGGUGGUUUCGGUGGACCUACCCUCUCGUCUUAUGCUUAUGAGAAUCCUGGACAUUACCAUGAUCACGAUCAUCAUACUUCCUCAGGUUACUACCGUCGUCAACCCCACCCCGACUACUACUACAGAGAGAAAUCAGCAGAACCGUCCACAGCAUCACCAAUAACUCCUGAAGAAUUGAGGAAUAAACUAGAGAGACUGUUCAUCACUAAGAAGGAUCCUAUCAAUGAUAGAGAUGAGAGAGAAGAAGUUAGCGGUAGAAACAGGAAUUUUGCUUGGACACCUAUUGGUACUGGGUAGAUGGAUAUUUAGGAUUCCUUAGUGCUUAUUGUAGUUAGAAAUUUAGUUAUGUAGUAAGCUUGUCAUUUGUAAACAUAUAAUUUUUCCUAGGUUGCAAUGCUUGUAGAUAUUCCUUAGUUUAAAUGUAUCUUAUUCUACUUACAUAAUCACUAUUCCUCCUUUAAUGUUUGCUUUUAAUUGAAAAGUUAUCAUUAUUAAAUCA